Messenger RNA from Dicrocoelium dendriticum, 1949 nucleotides. The record is from the annotation of a GenBank genome assembly. Lineage: Eukaryota; Metazoa; Platyhelminthes; Trematoda; Plagiorchiida; Dicrocoeliidae.
ACCUAAAGUCAGGUAUUUACUGACGAACGCGCACUUAGAUGCCCUCAAAACGCUUAAACGGAACGAAAAUGUGCUGCUCUCCAGGCCGGAUAAAGGAGCAGGGAUUGUCCUUAUGGAUAAAUCUGACUAUAUCGCUAAGAUGAAUGCCAUCCUCAACGAUCAUUCAAAAUUCCGGAUGAUGGAGACAGAGAAAGACAAAACGGCCUCGAUAGAAAAGACAGUCACAAAGCUACUACGCUGCCUGAAGCAAGAGAAUGCGAUUGACUCAGUGGUUUUCGAGUACACGCGUCCCUCCGGGACAGUGAUUCCACGUCUUUAUGGCUUACCGAAAGUGCAUAAAGAAGGACUUCCAUUGAGGCCAAUAUUAGACAUGUGUGAUUCUCCAUAUCACUCAACAGCGAAAUGGCUCGCUAAGCUUCUAGAACCGAUCAGAAAAGUCCUAUCCAAACACAGCCUCAGAGAUACAUUCAGCUUCGUAGACUCCAUAAGCCAUAUGCAGUUAACCGGAAGGAAAAUGUUUUCUCUAGAUGUAGUGUCGCUUUUCACUAAUGUUCCGUUGGAGGAGACAAUAGACUACCUUUGCGACGCUGUUCGAUUGCACCAUGUGGAUGUCGGCCUCUCGAACGAGCGACUUAAACAGUUGCUUCUGAUGUGUACCAGGAACGUACAAUUCCUGUUCGACGGGAAGAUCUACAGACAGAAGGACGGAGUCGCAAUGGGCUCUCCGUUAGGACCAUUGCUAGCAGACGUAUUUAUGAGUAAAUUAGAGAACAACUAUCUAAACGGAGUUAUCGACAAAUUAGUCUACUACGGACGGUAUGUGGACGAUAUAUUCUGCAUCUCAGAUAGUCAUUUAUGCACGGAUGAAUUAGUGAGGCAAUUUAACUCAGCCCACGCAAACAUAAAAUUCACCCUUGAAUCUGAGUGCAACAACUCAAUGUCGUACUUAGAUGUUCAGAUUAGCCGAAGAUCUGACGGGUCGGUCCAGCGCAGUGUCCAUAGAAAGACAACGUGGAAUGGGCAAUAUACUCACUUUGCCAGCUUCGUCCCGCUCAGCCAGAAACGGAAACUUGUUCGGUGCCUAACCGAGCGAGCAAGAAGGAUAUGUAGCGAGGACAUGCUUUCGGACGAGCUAAACUUUGUACGAAGCCUAUUCGAUAGAAAUGGCUAUCCUGAGAGGUUCGUUCGGAGAAACAUGGAGGUACGAGAAGCGAAGGCAAAAGUGGAUUCAGUAGGAAAGAAACCGAUCUACUUAUCGUUACCGUUCAAGGGGGACGGGAUAGCUGAAUCAACGUCUAGAAGGCUUUCUGCCGCAAUCGCCCAAACGUACUAUACAGCAAGCCUACGGCUAAGCUUCUACUCAGUGCCGACCCUGAAUCCACAACUUAAGGACAGAAUUCCAAGGUCUAGUACUUCAUUCUGUGUAUACUCUUUCUCUUGCUCGUGUCGAGCAAGAUAUAUCGGAAGAACUACCAGGAGACUGUCCGAGAGAGCCAGGGAACACUGUCCAGCUUGGCUGUAUAGCGGCGUGACUAGAUCAGUGGCAAGCGCAGUGUCUACACACCUGAUCGACUCGAGCCAUCAAGUCAGAGCGCAUGAGGCGUUCCAGCCCAUCUAUCGCGUACCCAGAUGUCACACAAGAGCGGUUAGAUGUCGUCUACUGGCAGCGGCCGAGGCGAUAGCCAUCAGGCUUCAUGACCCUGACCUAUGUGCACACAAGAAAUUUGUCCAGGCACUAACUCUACCCUGGUCCCCUGUAACACGGACACAGUGUGGACAACGCCACACACACACAAACAAACUGUUGAUCGCCGUGUGGCCAAUCGCCUAGCUUGGUCACUCAGACCAUCUGGGUUUUGAACCUGUACUCUUAACUGAUGUUUACGUUCAUGUCAUUCAUUUGUGGUGUAUUAGCCUGAUGAGGAACCACUGAAAACGAGCUUGUUCGC